AUGCCUUUUACCGCUUCCGACAUCUGCAAGAUCCUUAUUGCCAUAUUCAUCCCGCCCCUGGGCGUCUUUCUCGAACGGGGCUGCGGUGCCGAUCUCCUAAUCAACAUUCUGUUGACGAUUUUGGGUUAUAUCCCAGGAAUCAUUCAUGCUCUAUACAUCAUUCUGAAAUAUUAG
This is a messenger RNA of Laccaria bicolor S238N-H82, 174 nucleotides long. RefSeq lists its product as uncharacterized. Lineage: Eukaryota; Fungi; Basidiomycota; Agaricomycetes; Agaricales; Hydnangiaceae. The coding region runs from base 1 to 174 and encodes 57 amino acids. The record is from RefSeq and is a predicted model, not a curated record. Gene Ontology annotation, cellular component: membrane. The transcript has 5 exons.